AUGGAUAAACGGGAACCUGAGAAGAAUGAAGGUAACCCUGAAAAGAAUAUAAAACACUCUGACCAGAAAGAUAAAGUUGUUAAAAGAAAAAACAGAGAAGAAGAUAGGAAAAAGCGUUCAAAAUUACCAAGUCAAGAUAACUUUAAUGAAGGGAAUGGCAAUAAAACACCCCAGCAAGAGUUGAGCAGUGAAGACAACGGGGAUGAUGAUGAGGAGGAACAGUCAAAUUUGAGUAACACAGGAAUAAGAGAUGUAUGGCAAAGAUCAGAAUUAAGUGGCGGCGAAGAGAUUAACAAUGAAAGGAAAUAUUUAAAGCUGAGUAACAAAGCAAAAUGCACUGAAUGGCAAUAUCCAGAGCUAAGCGAUGGGUAUAGUGAUGUUGAGGUGAAAGGAUCAGAGUUCAGUAACAAAUCGAAUAGAAAUGAAUGGCCACAACCAGAGUUGAACAAUCGAGAAAAUGACAAUGAAGGGGAAGAUUUAAAGUUAAGUAACAAAGGGAAUGACAUUGAAGGACAAAAGCCGGUUUUGAGCGUUAGUGUCAGUAUUGAUGAGGGAAAGAAGUCACAGGUAGAUGGUGAAGCGAAUGGCAAUAAGGACAAUUGCCAUAAGUUAUUCGAUAAAGACAGUCAUCGUGAUGAGAACACGUAUAAGUUGAGUGGUGAGAGCAGUGAUGGUGUGGAACAAAACGUGAGUUAUGGCUACGAUGGCAAUAAACGUCAACGGCCAGAAUCGAGGGGUGAUGAAGAACAACACAAACAACUAAUUGAUAAAGGACAAGAACAGCAUCCAAACUCGAGUGACGGGGACAAUAGUAAUGAAAGAAAAAGGCCAGUGUUGAGCUGCAGAGGUGUUGACAAUGAGGGAAGACAGACACCACUGAGCUUCAAAUCAGAUAAACACGAAAAAGAAAAUAAUGACGGAGAGAUUCGUUGUGAAGACGAUAUUGAUAAUCAUUUAAAAUUAAGAAAUGAAAACGACAGUGAUGAACAACGCAACUCAUUUUCAAAUGACAAAUGUAUGUCGGGUAAUGGUUUCAGAAAAUUAAAAGAAAACAGCGAUGAUUGUAUACUUUACAAGCGUAGUUAUGAUUCACCAUCUUCAAAUGAAACCUUUCUGUAUACUCGCAUUAAUAAUAAUGUAACUUCUAGGGAAAGCAUGCCCCAAAAUAACGAGUCAGGUAAAGAAAAUAUUACACCUGAGCCUCGCAUUGGAUUAUUUAAGGUUCAUGACAAUGACAAUAUGAAUGAUUCUGUAACGGGCAAAGAAGAAUUGCACAUACACAUAUCUUUUGAUAGUGGAACCGAUAAUCAUAGUCGAGAAAGCGAAACAAUCCCUAAAGAGAGAAUAGAUCGAAAUAAUAAUUAUAGGGAAUCUGGAAGUAUAAAUGUGCCAUUAGAAAUAUGUUCCGAAAGAAGUGAACAUCAGCAUCAAAUGGAAUCAUUAAAGGAACCACCCGAGUUUGACAAUGACAGUCUUCUUCAAUCUUUUAGAAAUUACUCAGACGUAUCAUCAUCGAACAGAGAUGCCAGCUCUUCAACACAGUUUGAUAGCGGGAUAGAUACAGACAGCCAAGGAAGCGAAACAAAUCCUAAAGAUAUACUUGUAAUAGAACGAGUCAACAACAGAAUUCAUUACCAUAGCCAGCAUUUACAUCAAUUGAGUGUUAACCCUGAUGAAGAUAUUGAUAUCAGCACUAAUGAAACAAAACGAAUGACAAUUAAUGAAAGAAACGUUGAAAGAUCUGGUAAAUCCAUACAUUUAAACACUCAUGAAACAGAACCAAAGACGAUUAAUGCAGAUAUCAACGUUAAAACCGACGAAUUAAUGAAAGUGGACAUACAUGAAACAACACCAAAGACACUUAAUGUAGAUGUCAAUGUUAAAACUGACGAACUAAUGAAAAUGGACACACAUGAAACAAAACCAAAGACAAUUAAUGUGAAAAACGAUGUAAGACCAUGUACAAAUUCUAAUAAAAGCACUCAUGAAAACAAUCAAAAUUCUAAAGAUGUAAAUGAAACUGCCCCUCUAGGGACAAAUGACGAAAAUAAUCUUUUGUCUAGAAAUACACCAAAUUUUGACGACAGACUAAUGAAUGAUAGAACAGAAUUAUGUGAAAGUCCAUUUCACGGCAGUGAAAAUGAAAGUGGCCAAUCGGAUUCUGAAGUUGUAAAUGAUAAUGAGGCUAAUGAAAUUGUACCAAUGUCUCAAAUUCAGAACGAAAAUAUGGAACAAAAUUCUAGAAAAGGAACUGAUCUGGAUCCACACUGA
Molecule: messenger RNA, 2271 nt
Organism: Ruditapes philippinarum (Manila clam)
Lineage: Eukaryota; Metazoa; Mollusca; Bivalvia; Venerida; Veneridae
Exons: 2
Coding region: 1-2271 (756 amino acids)
Source: RefSeq, a predicted model, not a curated record